GGUCCGAGGUUCUGCCGGGCAGAGGGCGGCUCUGAACUCCCCUCCCUCUUUCUCUGCUCUCUCCUCUGCUCCGGCACCGGCACACACCGCACCGUCGGGCCCCGGCGUGGGACGCAGCUGCUGCCGGCAGCCCGUGCCCGCCUCGCCCAUGGCGGGGCCGCGGGACCCCGCGGAGCGCUGCUCCUGCCGCAACACCAACUGCGUGGAGCGGCCGCUGCGCCGGCUCUUCGAAGGGCUGGCGAGCGCCGUGGCCGCCUGCCCCUGGCCCUUCGUGCUGGUGCCGCUGCUGCUGUCGGGCGGGCUGGGCGCCGGCUUCCUCUUCCUACCGCGGCGGCAGGCGAACGACAUCGAGGGGCAGUUCACGCCGACGUGGGGGCCCGCCAAGGCCGAGCGCGACUUCGUGCGGCGGCACUUCCCCACCGACGACUCGGAGCGCUUCUCCGCCCCGCGGCUGCCCACCGAGGGCGCCUACGCCGCCCUCAUCGCUGUGGCGACGAACGGGACCUCGGUCCUGGAGCCGGCGGCGUGGGCAGAGGUGCUGCGGCUGAACGCCGCCGUGCACGACGCCGAGUACGAGCGGCUCUGCGCCCGCACCGCCGGCGUCUGUGCCAGCCCCAACCCGCUGCUGUCGCGGCGGGGCGAUGCGGGACCGCCCGCCCCGGGGAGCCUCCGCUUCCCCGUCAACGGCAGCGUCUUCCUGGGCGCCGCGCUGGGCGGCGUGGAGACGGACGGCGGGCGGGUGCUCAGGGCGAGGGCCCUGAAGCUGGUCUAUUACCUGCGGGAGGACGGCCCCGAGGCGCAGGACAGCCGGCAGUGGCUGGAGAGCUUCCUGCAGAGCAUCACUUCCAAAGUGGCGGAGCUGCGCCUCGGCUCCGUUCAGGUGACUUACUUUACCUCACUGUCCAGACAACAGGAGUUUGAAGGAAAUACCAAGAGUGUGAUCCCACUCUUCUCCGUGACAUAUUUCUUAACAAUAAGCUUUGCAGUCAUCUCUUGCUUAAGACUGAGCUGUAUAAGAAACAAUAUCUGGCUUGCAAGCUGUGGAGUGCUUUCUUCUGGCUUAGCUGUAUUAAGCAGCUUUGGAUUGAUGCUCUUCUGUGGAGUACCAUUUGUGGUCACUGUAGCAAAUGCACCAUUCCUGAUUCUGGGGGUUGGCGUUGAUGACAUGUUCAUCAUGAUUGCUUCCUGGGAACAAAGUUCAAGGAAAAAAGAGAAAUCCAGUGUUAAAUCCCUGCUGGCUGAGACUUAUGCAGAAGCAGCACUUUCUGUAACCAUCACCACUCUGACAGAUGUUUUGGCCUUCUUCAUUGGCACCUGGACUGCUUUUCCGUCCGUGAGGUCUUUUUGCCUCUAUACAGGGACAGCUUUUGUCUUCUGCUAUGUAUACACCAUGACCUUCUUUGGGGCAGUUCUGGUAUUAAAUCACAAAAGGGAGCAAGGGAACCGACACUGGCUGACUUGUAUGCGUGUGGAUGUAGAACAGGCUGAGAACUCCUGCUUGUACAACGCCUGCUGUAUCGGCAGCUGUUCUAGGCAGCCAUCUCAGCCAGAAGGGGAGCAUCCAAUGAGCGUAUUCUUUAAACAGUAUUAUGGCCCUUUUGUUACAAAUAAAUGGAUCAAGGUGCUCGUGGUGUUGCUCUAUGGAGCAUAUUUGGGUGGCAGUGUUUAUGGGUGUACUCAGAUCAGGGAAGGCAUCGAUCUCCGAAAUCUGGCAAAUGAUGCCUCCUAUGUUAUUCCAUACUAUGAUGAUGAUGACAAAUACUUCUCCACAUAUGGACCCAGGGUCAUGGUUGUCAUUACUGAGAGUGUAGAUUACUGGAAUGAGUCGGUGCGUCUUGGCAUUGAGAGCUGCACACAAAACUUAGAGAACAUUUCCUAUGUAGAUAAGAAUCUCUCCGAGUCAUGGCUGAGAGUAUACACAGUACUUGCCAAAAGGAGUUUGAUAAACAUAAACAGUAAGACUGACUUCUUAAAUAACUUAACUAUACUGUUCAGAAUUGUUCCCAGUUUUGGGUGGGACAUAAACAAGACUCAGGAUGAAAUAGAGGCUUCACGUUUCUUCAUCCAGACAGUGAACGUGACAUCAGCCGUGGAUGAGAAGAAUCUCCUCAACCAGUUAAGAGAGGCAGCCAAGCAGUGCAGCAUUCCACUGAAGGUGUAUCACCCAGCCUUCAUCUACUACGACCAGUACCUGGUGAUAGUGCAGAACACUGUUCAGAACGUUGUCGUUGCUGCCGGGGCCAUGCUCGUUGUCUCCCUUCUGCUCAUUCCCAACCCGCUGUGCUGCUUGUGGGUGACCUUUGCUAUAGCCUCUGUUAUCGUUGGCGUUGCUGGUUUCAUGACCUUCUGGAACGUCAACCUUGAUUCCAUAUCCAUGAUCAACCUGGUCAUUUGCAUUGGGUUUUCAGUAGAUUUCUCUGCUCACAUUUCCUAUGCCUUUGUUACGAGUGGAGAGUCGUCAGCCAAUAAAAGGGCAAUUGAAGCUCUGUCCCUGCUAGGUUACCCAGUUCUGCAAGGUGCAGUUUCUACGAUAUUGGGUGUAGUUGUCCUGGCUGCAGCGAACACCUACAUCUUUAGGACAUUCUUCAAGAUCAUGUUCCUUGUUAUUUUGUUUGGGGCUCUUCAUGGUCUUGUUUUUAUUCCAGUGUUUUUAACAUUUUUUGGAAACUUUGGCAGAUCACCCAAUACCAAAUCUAAAAAACUUGAGCUUGAGAAAUUAUAAAGGUUGUUUGUGACUAAGUUUAAUGUGUUCUAAUUUAUAUUUAUUAUAUGUAGAUUCAAUUGUAAUGACUGUCAGGGAAUAUAAGACAUUAAGAAAAUGAAAGACAAUAAACAACAGGGAAGCAAAGGUUUCAGAAAAGCCAGGCAAGAAAAAUAAAUUAAAACUUAGAGAUUGCAUUUGCAUUUCUCAUUUUUGUGUCGUGU
Molecule: messenger RNA, 2925 nt
Organism: Passer domesticus (house sparrow)
Lineage: Eukaryota; Metazoa; Chordata; Aves; Passeriformes; Passeridae
Product: patched domain-containing protein 3
Exons: 4
Coding region: 149-2722 (857 amino acids)
Cellular component (GO): membrane
Source: RefSeq, a predicted model, not a curated record